AUGUUCGCUGAGUACAAGCUUGAUUUUUAUAAAUUAAGUAAAAAUGAUAAACUCAUAAUUUUGAAAUCUGUAGAUGAACAUGUAACAAUCGAAAAUGUUUUUACAACAUUUGACAUUGAUACACUUGAACCUGAGUUUUGGGAUUAUGAUUCUGAAGAUUUGAAGUAUAUUUCGGGAAAACAGAAUUUGGUAAUAAAGAAAAAUGGUGAAGAUAUUAGUAGUGAUGUUGAAUUAGUAAAUGUUGCUGAUAUAGAAGAAGGAUGGGGUGAUGAUUAUGAUAGCGGAUGGGAGGCUGAGAUUAUUUUAGAAAAUGAAGAAGAAAUUCAAUAG
This is a messenger RNA of Funneliformis geosporum, 330 nucleotides long. The record is from the annotation of a GenBank genome assembly. Lineage: Eukaryota; Fungi; Glomeromycota; Glomeromycetes; Glomerales; Glomeraceae.